AUGGAUAGGGACUUUGAACACCUCCAGCUCUACAGGAAGCCUCUUGUCCAGCCAACUCUGGACGAACAGCAGCAUUUCCAGCUGGGUUGCCUCGUCGACUACAAGGCAGAGUCCAGUGCCCGUCACGUUGUCAAGUAUUUCCUCUCCUCUCCGUCCGCCUAUUCUUCUUUUGCUUCCUCAUCCUCUUCCGAAUUCCCUGGUCAAACAACCAGCUCGGCUUCAGCUGGCCCCUCUGUCACUUGGCCCCCACCACCGGUACCUUCCACUCCUCUGGCAACUACUUCAUUCACCACUGGAGAGAUUAUUACAAGCUGGCCUCCGACCUUCAGCAUAGUUCCAGUUAGAACCUCUGUGGCCCAACCGCAACAGACUGAUGGUGGCUUCAUCGUCCCCUGCAAUCUCUGGUUUUUCUCCCUCUGUCCUGAGGAUGAUGGUGGUGCCAUCGGAGGCUGGUUUUGGAAUCUUCCGCAAGGCAUCUUUCCCGAGGGCCACUACCUCCAUGGCCAGCUAUCACUUCAUUUCAUGUUUUACUGCAUCUCAAAGCUCGUCUUGCACAACCAUAAGCUCGGCUGUUGUGGCCAGCUGCAGUGCAACUGCAUCAGCAAGCACGACAUUUUCAGCCUGUGGUCUGCUGUUUCGUCAGGUACGCUUUCCGUCAUUAGUCCGCAAACACCUAAACAAGAAAUUCCAAGCCCAACGGCAUCUCAAAGCACUCCCACGACGUCUAAAGAGACCAGCUCCACGACGUCUAAAGAGACCAGCUCCACGACUCUAGAGACCAGCUCCACGACUCUAGAGACAAGUUCCACGACGCUAUCGCAACUGACUUCGUUACCUACAACUUCCACUUCACCAUCCGAACUGUCAAUGAUGACAUCAAGUGAAGGCAUCUCAUUACCAUCAGAGACCACUGAGAUCACAAAGUUGCCACCUGUUACACUCGUAACAUCGUCUAUAACGAGAAACGAGCCAAUUCCACCACCGUCACCAACCCACGAGCCUGUGCCUUCUUCAUCCCCCAUUGUCCCUGAGACACCAUUAGGGCGAGGGCCCAUCAUCUGUCAUAACGAAGCCGACUUCCCCGGCCAUGCCGAUAUCAAUGGUGAUGAACAAAAUGAAUUCUCGAGAGACUUUUCUGGAAGCUCCGGUGAUGAGCUCGCGCCAGGCACGCCACCUAUCUAUGCUAAGUAUCAGGGAAGAUAUAAUAUCAAUUACGAAUUCGAGGCUGUGUGGGUCGAAGGAUGCAGAGCCAGCGUGAAUUCUCAAUCGUUCCAGUGGCCGGUAGGAGGAGGCUCCUUGAUUACGCCGUAUCUUAUGAUGCGCGAGGACUAUACUAAGUGUACUAAUAAUGGCGGUGUCGGCGGCUCAUGUCAGUUCGGCUAUGAAUAUGGCUCAGGUCGUGGUCAGGAUCUCUACCUGGAGCAGGUGCGUGAAGUCGCCGAACAGUCAAUGCCAGCUUCCAAUUCAUCACAAAUAACUGAUGGCGAGGAUCAUCCAGUGCAAGAGCGCGAUUCAUCACAUCUCCUAUCCUCUCCCUCUCAAAGUGCUGGCUACUGGACUGUCGCACAAGCAAGAGAGGCGGAAAAGAAAUUUCGUAGUUCCUUGAAAUUCAUGAGACAGUUUGUCAAAGUCGCAGAGAACGCUCCCGAGGGCCUUCCGAUAAGCAUCAGAGAUACGAUAGAGCGGGGAGGCACCCAACUAAAGACACUAUCAGAACAAUACUUCGCUGUCCAAGAGGCCAUUGACAGACGCCGAUGCUUCAGUCGAGGAUCGUUGGAGGGAUAUACACCAAUACGCAGGGUUUUGCCCAAGAAGGAGACACAUACACAGGAAUACCACAAGAAGCUCGUAUGCGAGUUAUUAGGGCUAGGUUCCAAGAACGGAGAUCCGGCAUAG
Microdochium trichocladiopsis is the source of this 1896-nucleotide messenger RNA. RefSeq lists its product as uncharacterized. Bases 1 to 1896 code for a protein of 631 amino acids. The transcript has 10 exons. The record is from RefSeq and is a predicted model, not a curated record. NCBI's taxonomy places the organism in Eukaryota, Fungi, Ascomycota, Sordariomycetes, Xylariales, Microdochiaceae.